Molecule: messenger RNA, 2589 nt
Organism: Rattus rattus (black rat)
Lineage: Eukaryota; Metazoa; Chordata; Mammalia; Rodentia; Muridae
Gene: Pnpt1
Product: polyribonucleotide nucleotidyltransferase 1
Exons: 28
Coding region: 20-2374 (784 amino acids)
Biological process (GO): mitochondrial RNA 3'-end processing; mitochondrial mRNA catabolic process
Cellular component (GO): mitochondrion; cytosol
Molecular function (GO): RNA binding; polyribonucleotide nucleotidyltransferase activity; 3'-5'-RNA exonuclease activity
Source: RefSeq, a predicted model, not a curated record
GGUCCGCGCUCUGGGUGUCAUGGCGGCUUGCAGGCCGUGCUGCUUGUGCCUGUGGCUCCGACCGCUGAGCUGCGGUCCCCUCGGCCGGCCAAGGCGGCAUCGUACACUCAGCUAUUUGCAGGUGCGAGCGCUGUGGAGCGGCACCCGGUCCAGAGCAGUGACUGUGGACUUGGGACACAGAAAAUUAGAAAUAUCCUCUGGAAAACUGGCAAGAUUUGCUGAUGGCUGUGCUGUGGUACAGUCAGGUGAUACUGCAGUAAUGGUCACAGCUGUCAGCAAAACAAAACCUUCACCUUCCCAAUUCAUGCCAUUGGUGGUGGACUACAGACAGAAGGCUGCUGCAGCAGGUAGAAUCCCCACAAACUACCUUAGAAGAGAGAUUGGCUCUUCUGACAAAGAGAUUCUUACAAGUCGAGUAAUAGAUCGUUCAAUUCGACCUCUCUUUCCUGCUGGCUAUUUUUAUGAUACUCAGGUUCUCUGUAAUCUGCUAGCAGUAGAUGGCAUCAAUGAACCUGAUAUCCUAGCAAUUAAUGGUGCUUCUGCAGCUCUCUCCUUAUCAGAUAUCCCUUGGAAUGGACCUGUUGGGGCAGUACGAAUAGGAAUGAUCGAUGGAGAAUGUGUUGUUAACCCAACAAGGAAAGAAAUGUCUUCUAGCACUUUAAAUUUAGUAGUUGCUGGAGCACCUAAAAGCCAAAUUGUUAUGUUGGAAGCCUCUGCAGAAAACAUUUUACAGCAGGACUUUUGCCAUGCUAUCAAAGUCGGGGUGAAGUAUACGCAGCAGAUAAUUCAGAGCAUCCAGCAGUUGGUAAAAGAAAUCGGUGUUGCCAAGAGGACACCCCAGAAGAUAUUUACUCCUUCUGCAGAGAUUGUGAAAUACACGCAUACAAUCGCCAUGGAGAAACUCUAUGCAGUUUUUACAGAUUAUGAACAUGAUAAAGUUUCCAGGGAUGAAGCUGUUAACAAGAUAAGAUUAGAUACAGAGGAACAUCUAAAGGAAAAAUUUCCAGAGGUUGACCAACUUGAAAUAAUAGAAUCCUUCAACGUUGUUGCAAAGGAGGUUUUCAGAAGUAUUAUUUUGAAUGAAUACAAAAGGUGUGAUGGACGAGAUCUGACUUCACUUAGGAAUAUAAGUUGCGAGGUAGAUAUGUUUAAAACACUUCAUGGAUCAGCAUUAUUUCAGAGAGGACAAACACAGGUACUCUGUACUGUUACAUUUGAUUCAUUAGAAUCCAGUAUUAAAUCAGAUCAAAUUGUAACAGCUAUAAAUGGGGUAAAAGAUAAAAAUUUCAUGUUGCACUAUGAGUUUCCUCCUUAUGCAACCAAUGAAACUGGCAAAGUUACUGGUGUAAAUAGAAGAGAACUUGGACAUGGUGCUCUUGCUGAGAAAGCUUUGUGUCCUGUUAUUCCCAAAGAUUUUCCUUUUACCAUAAGAGUUACAUCUGAAGUUCUCGAGUCAAAUGGGUCAUCUUCUAUGGCAUCUGCAUGUGGUGGAAGUUUGGCAUUAAUGGAUGCAGGGGUCCCAAUUUCAUCUGCUGUUGCAGGUGUAGCAGUGGGAUUGGUUACCAAAAGCAAUCCAGAGAAAGGUGAAAUAGAAGACUAUCGUUUGCUAACAGAUAUUCUGGGAAUUGAAGAUUACAAUGGUGACAUGGAUUUCAAAAUAGCUGGUACAAAUAAAGGAAUAACUGCAUUACAGGCUGAUAUUAAGUUACCUGGAGUACCAGUUAAAAUUAUAAUGGAAGCCAUCCAACAAGCGACAGUGGCAAAGAGGGAAAUAUUGCAGACAAUGAGUAAAACGAUUUCAAAACCUCGAGCAUCUAGGAAAGAAAAUGGACCAGUUGUAGAAACAGUAAAGGUUCCAUUAUCAAAACGAGCAAAAUUCGUUGGGCCUGGUGGAUAUCACUUAAAAAAACUCCAGGCUGAGACAGGUGUAACAAUCAGUCAGGUUGAUGAAGAAACAUUCUCCAUAUUUGCACCAACACCUACUGCAAUGCAUGAGGCAAGAGACUUCAUUACAGAAAUUUGCAGAGAUGAUCAAGAGCAACAAUUGGAAUUUGGAGCAGUUUAUACCGCUACAAUAACUGAAAUCAGAGACACAGGAGUAAUGGUAAAACUGUAUCCAAACAUGACUGCAGUGCUACUUCAUAAUUCACAACUUGACCAACGAAAGAUUAAACAUCCCACUGCCCUGGGAUUAGAGGUUGGCCAGGAAAUUCAGGUCAAAUACUUUGGCCGUGAUCCAGCUGAUGGAAGAAUGAGGCUUUCCCGUAAAGUACUUCAGUCUCCAGCUACAACUGUUCUCAAAACUCUAAAUGAUAGGAGCAGCAUUGUAAUGGGAGAGCCUAUUUCACAGUCAUCAUCUAACUCUUCCCCUUGACUCCUUUUUAAAAUGGUAUUCAAUGGUGAGAUUCUGCAGAGCAAAAUUUAAUAGUCCUGUUUAUUGUAUAGAUUUAUAUAUAAUUUAAAUAUAAUUAUUUGUAUUAAAAUGCUUAUUUCAUGUGCCUUUUUUAUUUCAGGAGUAGCCUAUAUUUGCUUAUUCUUCUUUGGGUUAUAAAUAAAUAAAUAUUUAUUAAAAGCUAUUUUUAUAUCUUA